Messenger RNA from Solea solea (common sole), 880 nucleotides. RefSeq names its product hairy-related 3 (gene hes3). The record is from RefSeq and is a predicted model, not a curated record. Bases 47 to 739 code for a protein of 230 amino acids. Gene Ontology annotation, molecular function: protein dimerization activity; DNA-binding transcription factor activity, RNA polymerase II-specific; RNA polymerase II cis-regulatory region sequence-specific DNA binding. Gene Ontology annotation, biological process: anterior/posterior pattern specification; regulation of neurogenesis; regulation of transcription by RNA polymerase II. NCBI's taxonomy places the organism in Eukaryota, Metazoa, Chordata, Actinopteri, Pleuronectiformes, Soleidae. Gene Ontology annotation, cellular component: nucleus. The transcript has 4 exons.
UCUUACUCAGGGGGACAGCAAACAACUUCAAGUCAAACCGAACAGAAUGGUGGCGACAACAGACUGCGAAGAAAAGUCGAAGCCGAUCACUGGACACAAGGUAUCCAAACCACUCAUGGAAAAGAAACGGAGAGCUCGCAUUAACAAGUGUUUGGACCAGUUAAAAACUCUUCUGGAGAGCUACUACAGCACUAAUAUUCGGAAGCGCAAACUGGAGAAGGCCGACAUCCUGGAGCUCACUGUGAAACAUCUCAGGAACCUCCAAAAGAUCCAGAGCUGCUCUGUCGCUGCUUCAGAGUUUUCUGAUUACCAAACCGGCUUCCGCAGUUGUCUGGCAAACGUCAAUCAGUACUUGGUCAUGACAGACGCAAUGAACGGCAUGGACCACUGGAUGUUAUCGCAGCUCUCCAGUAAAGUGUGCCGAGGUCGAGUCUCCAGCACCAUGGACAGCGGCCUGAUCGCGGCUGAGCCAAAGGAGGAGGCGCGAGGGCUCUUACCAUCUGCGGGUGCUGCACACGAGCAAAGAAACACUAUCAGCCCUAAAGCACCGGAACCAAACAGUGCGACCACGUCUCGUUUACUACCGAGUGAAGGCUCAUCUGCAGCAAAACAGGCUGUGGACGCUGCUGCGCCCGCGCACAUCAACCACGAACAAAGAUCAAGUCACAAGAAGUGUCUCUCUGUGGGUCACAGGAACGAAGUUUCAAACGCACAGCACAGUGUCUGGAGGCCUUGGUAGAACAAAGCUGUAGACUGACUUAAUUCUUAUAAAUGCACUGUAUAGAUUUUCACAAAUGUUAUUACUUAUAUUGUCAAUGCUAUAUGUUUUAUUUUCAUAAUAAAAGUUACAACAAUAAAGAACGUUUCUUGUUUUUUUCCA